GCAGGCUUGGUAUGGACAUAGAUUCGGAUGACCUUGACAGUGAGUCGGACACGGAGGCCCGUCCUGGCAGUCCCAGCCUCGACAACGGCGCGUCUACGUCCAAGGUCGCUCCCGUGGAGGUGAAGUCUGAGCCAGGGGAGAACUCGUCGGCCGCAUCUCGGGUCUCUUCCAGCACCUCAGAACACGGCGACCCCGCCUCUCUCCAGCAAAGUCCUGUGUUGGGUUCAGAUCACAUCGCUGGUUCUUCGGACUCAAACUCUCCACCACCUGUGGCAGAAGUGAAAACAGAACCUGAUGGUGGCGAUGGAGGAAGUGAGGACAAGCCACACCCCCACUCUCUUCUGUCCCAGUUACCCCCACCGUCCUCCUCCCCCAACGUUGCCGAUAGAAAACCCGGCGACCUCGCCUCGCCCGCUACCGUUGCCGACCCCGCGGAAACAGUUGACCCUAACACACCUGUUGACCUUGAACUUUACGCCAGCGAGAAGGAGCUUGCAGCGUUGGGUCUGGAGCGUUUGAAAUGUGCUCUCAUGUCGCGAGGGAUCAAGUGUGGGGGCACACUGGAGGAACGGGCGGCCAGGCUUUUCUCCGUGCGCGGUUUGUCCACAGAGGAGAUUGAUCCGUGGCUGUUUGCCAAGUCCAAGGGCAAGGGGAAAAAGAGCAAAUAGACUUUGGUGGGAUCCGUGAAGAAUGAGCUCGUGUAUCGUCAGGGUGGGAUCCGUGAAGAAUGAGCUCGUGUAUCGUCAGGGUGGGAUCCGUGAAGAAUGAGCUCGUGUAUCAUCAGGGUGGGAUCCGUGAAGAAUGAGCUCGUGUAUCGUCAGGGUGGGAUCCGUGAAGAAUGAGCUCGUGUAUCGUCAGGGUGGGGUCCGUGAAGAAUGAGCUCGUGUAUCGUCAGGGUGGGGUCCGUGAAGAAUGAGCUCGUGUAUCGUCAGGGUGGGAUCCAUGAAGAAUAAGCUCGUGUAUCGUCAGGCUGGGAUCCAUGAAGAAUGAGCUCGUGUAUCAUCAGUCGGCCUUCUGUUCACAUUCAUUAAGUCCAAAAUUUUUAAUUAAAAAAUAAAAAUUGCAGUUUCUUAACCC
Molecule: messenger RNA, 1077 nt
Organism: Aplysia californica (California sea hare)
Lineage: Eukaryota; Metazoa; Mollusca; Gastropoda; Aplysiida; Aplysiidae
Product: replication stress response regulator SDE2-like
Exons: 2
Coding region: 12-668 (218 amino acids)
Cellular component (GO): nucleus
Source: RefSeq, a predicted model, not a curated record